AUGGCCGGUGUUUGGGUGUUCAAGAAUGGUGUGCUUAGGCUCGUGGAGAACCCAGGUGGCGACUCCUCGCAAGGUGCAUCUCGUGGUAAGGUGCUGGUGCACCUACCCACGAAUGAAGCGAUCACUUCGUAUGAGACUCUUGAACAAUUAUUGUCGUCUAUCGGCUGGGAAAGGUAUUACGACGAUCCCAACCUUCUUCAGUUUCAUAAACCGUCUACCACUCACCUCAUAUCUUUGCCUAAAGACUUCAACACGCUUAAGCCAAUGCACAUGUAUGAUAUUGUGGUUAAGACUCGUAAUGUGUUUGAAGUAAGGAAUUCAUAA
Molecule: messenger RNA, 324 nt
Organism: Erigeron canadensis
Lineage: Eukaryota; Viridiplantae; Streptophyta; Magnoliopsida; Asterales; Asteraceae
Product: flowering-promoting factor 1-like protein 3
Exons: 1
Coding region: 1-324 (107 amino acids)
Biological process (GO): regulation of flower development
Source: RefSeq, a predicted model, not a curated record